UGAGUGUGAGACCGAUGCACCAUCUGCGACCGAGAGACGGCCGCACCCUGUCCUGCUUACGUCUGGAGGCAGAAAUUUGUCCCCUGCAGGGUGGAUUUCGUCGCCUUUUUAGUGCACAGAGUAGCAUAUUUAACCGCGAGUCGAGUGGAAAUGGUGCUGCAGAAGAUUUUUCGUGCGGUCAUCAUGGGUCCUCCCGGGUCGGGGAAAGGCACGGUGUCAGCACGCAUUGUUAAAACUUUCGGACUGAAACACAUUUCUAGUGGGGAUAUUUUGAGAGUCAACGUCAGCGCCAAAACCGAGCUCGGCAUGUUGUUGAAGUCCUGUUUAGACCAAGGACAGCUGGUGCCUGAUGAUGUCAUGUCCCGUCUCAUCCUGAGUGACCUGAAAGCAGUGGACCACACCAGCUGGCUGCUCGAUGGUUUCCCUCGCACAGUGGCACAGGCGGACGCUCUGGAUGGGGCCUUCAAUGUGGAUACAGUCAUCAACCUGGAUGUACCUUUCCAGACCAUCAGAGAGAGGCUGACCUCUCGAUGGACCCACCUUCCCAGCGGUAGAGUUUAUAACAUUCACUUCAACCCACCAAAAGUUGCUGGCUUAGAUGACGAGACGGGCGAGCCUCUUGUGCAGAGGGAUGACGAUAUGCCAGAGACGGUCUUACGCAGACUGAAGGCCUACGAAACUCAAACAGAGCCUGUCUUAGAGUAUUACAGGAGUAAAGGUGUGCUUGAGACCUUCUCUGGGACAGAAACCAACAAAAUCUGGCCUCGUGUUGAGCUUUUCCUUCACAAAAAACUCUGUUAAACCUGAACAAAGGCACAUGGAGGCUUCAGAUUUACCAGCGUGUCUCACUUUAAAUACCUGGCUGGAUGGGAAUAAUCUGAAUGGUCCAGAACGUUCAAACUGAAGAUCGGUUAUGUGCCGUUUAUAUCAGUAAGCAGAAACACUCAGUAUUGGCACGUCUGUUGCACAGUUUUUAAAAGGUUUCUGAUGAUCAUGAAAAUUCUUACAACAUGUGCAUGAAAUCUUUUAUUUUGAAUUUCACUCAAAUCAUUUUGAUUGUAUGAGGUGUCAUUAUUAAUUUAAAAACAUUCUAAUGAAUGUUGCAUAUAAAGAACUGAUUUUACACAGAUUAUAGACAUUAUUUUGACUUGUUGAAAGCAAACAAGCAGGAAUAUCAGUAGUGCUUCUCUGCAACUGAGGAGUUUCACAAAGCAUUAGAUUUGGUUGACCUGGAUGCUCAGUGGGACAUCUUGGAAGCAAAUUGUUGGACAUCAACAAUACACAGGUACUGAGUGCCAGGUGGAGCAGGGGUUUCUGAAUUCAGUCUUUUGUCAGGGAUGUGUUCUGGGUCCUACACUGUUCAAUGCUUACAUGGACUGGGUGUUGACAAGCGCUGUGUAGACCAGCGGCUUAGGUGUAUUUGUUGGCGGGGAAAAAACAUGCUGACCUUGACUUGGAUGAUACCAUGAUUUCAUCACUUGAGAAGCUGAGUGAGGAAUCGGAAUGUUUGGGUUUUGUUUCCUUGAUCAAGAUGUCCAGGCUUCCAAAGACUUCUUGGACUUGGCCAUCAGUAGUGUAUCUGUUGACAGUGAAACUGUCAGACUUGCAGAGAUUCACGGCCCUCUGCCUUUGAGAUCAGGAGACGCCUGGAAAGAUUUUACAAGGUCAUGCAGUUGGAGAUAAUAUUUUUGUAGGAGAGUAAAGUUCCAAGAUUUUAGGGAACUUGUGUUUUCUGUAUGGCUGUGAGAUGCGGACACUAACGAGAGACUGAAGGUGAUGUAAGAUGUCUUUUGGUACCAGGCCUCUUCAGAGGUUCCUUGGGUACCACUGGAAUUACUUUGUGUCAAACAAGUGGUUACCUGGGGAGACUAUGUGCACUGUGAAGUACAUUGCCUACGACCAGUGGCCAUAUGGUGAGUUUGUCUCCGCAUGAUUCAGCAUGCAGCCGUCACAUUUCAGCUCAGACACAUUUCACCUGGCUGCAGCAGAUAGAUGGUCACUUUCAAGAAGUGAAGAUGGACUAGCUGUCUGCCUGUAUGGCUGCCAUCCACAUCCAUAGUGUGGUGGAUGCAGUGAUGUGCAGCACCUGUGCACACUCCCAAAUGUAGACCAGGUUGUGAGUACAUAUAAAAUGACCUGCCAAUAUGUAGACCAGGAUUCAAGUCCUGCUCCUGGUACCUGCCUGUGUCCUGGGGCGAUUCCAUAGUGCAGUGAUGUGCAGCAAUCGUGGAUAUUCCCAAACCUUUGACAAAGAACGUACUCCACUACAAUGUGAUAUUUAUGCUUGAUACUCCAUGUAUGUUGUAACACUUUUUGCUGUUACAUCGGUGUUGAUUGUGACCAACUGUGAGUUGUGGAGUUAUGCAUCAAGUUUACAUUUUUUUGUUCCCCAUUAAAAAUCACUCCUUAUGCUCUUUUGAUGCCAUCAACACUCCCAGCUGAUGCAUGUACGUACGCACAAGAGUGCUUUUACUAUGUAAGGAAUUUAAGCUAAAAUUUCUCUAUGCAUGUACUGUAUUUAGAAAUUAUAUUUGGGGGGGAAUAAAACACUUGGUCUUUAAGACCAGUGCAACAGAUGUUUGCACUACUGCUAUUUUAUUAUUCUGCAGCAUUUGCUCUAAAAGGGAAAUAUACCACAAGCACAAAAUUACUGUAUGCCGUCUUCAGUAACUCAAGUGCCUUUUGCUGCUUUUUUGAGGAUGGGGUGGGAACAGUCAUUCCUCGAUGAAUUACGGAAAUAAAUGCGUUUUUAUUAAUUUUGAUCCCUUAACUCUUUAAAAGAGACAGAUGUAUAGAGUGAUUACAUUGUAAUGUUGGUUUUAACUUUAAAAUGUUAUGUGUAACACAUUUAAGUUUCCCCAAAAAAAGUUUAAAGCCAGUCUCCAAUUGCUGAUUUUUGUCCCAUUAGGGCAUGAAAACUGGUGUAAUCUGUGUUGUCAUGUCAUAGAACAUUGUGAUCAGUUGGAAAAGUUUCAAACAUGGAUUUGGUUCACAUUAUAAUCUACAAAACAUGAAUAAUCAAAUGUAAUUUAUGCAGAUGAAGGUAAUAUGCAUCUUACUGUAAUUUUAUAGAUGGCUUUGGUUUUUAUUUCAUUUGUGCAUCUUAAAAU
Messenger RNA from Thalassophryne amazonica, 3110 nucleotides. It is a transcript of the gene ak3, whose product is annotated as adenylate kinase 3. Gene Ontology annotation, molecular function: ATP binding; AMP kinase activity. The coding region runs from base 151 to 801 and encodes 216 amino acids. The transcript is spliced from 5 exons. Lineage: Eukaryota; Metazoa; Chordata; Actinopteri; Batrachoidiformes; Batrachoididae. Gene Ontology annotation, cellular component: cytoplasm; mitochondrion. The record is from RefSeq and is a predicted model, not a curated record. Gene Ontology annotation, biological process: nucleobase-containing compound metabolic process.